AUGGGUCAGAGCCCAUCAGGCGGGAUGAACCGCCAGGGCUUACCGGGAGACCGGAAGCCCAACAGCGGCGACAAGAAAGGAAAGAAGUUCGAACCGGCGCCACCCCCGGUCCGAGUUGGCCGGAAGCAACGCAAGCAAAAGGGGCCCGAGGCGGCUGCUCGGUUACCUAGAGUGACACCUUCGACCAAGUCCAAGCUAAGACUUCUCAAACUGGAGAGAGUGAAAGAUUAUCUUUUGAUGGAAGAAGAGUUCGUCACCAGUCAGGAACGGCUUAAGCCUCAAGAGCACAAGGCAGAGGAGGAUCGGUCCAAGGUGGACGAGCUGCGUGGGUCGCCGAUGAGCGUUGGAAACUUGGAGGAGUUAAUCGAUGAGAAUCACGCCAUCGUUUCUACUUCGGUUGGGCCAGAGUAUUACGUGGGUAUUUUGUCCUUGGUUGAUAAAGAUCAGCUGGAGCCUGGCUGUGCUAUUUUGAUGCACAAUAAGGUUCUUUCGGUGGUGGGGUUACUGCAAGAUGAAGUUGAUCCAAUGGUGUCUGUGAUGAAAGUGGAUAAGGCUCCAUUAGAAUCAUAUUCUGAUAUAGGAGGGUUAGAUGCCCAGAUACAGGAGAUUAAAGAAGCAGUUGAGCUACCUCUUACUCAUCCCGAGCUCUAUGAAGACAUCGGCAUCAAACCCCCAAAGGGUGUCAUCUUGUACGGUGCACCAGGCACAGGGAAGACAUUGCUUGCCAAGGCAGUAGCUAAUUCUACAUCAGCCACCUUCUUACGCGUAGUGGGGAGUGAACUAAUUCAAAAGUACCUGGGAGAUGGUCCGAAGUUAGUGAGGGAGCUUUUCAAAGUUGCAGAUGACCUCUCACCUUCCAUCGUCUUCAUCGAUGAGAUUGAUGCCAUUGGUACAAAGAGGUAUGAAGCUCAGUCGGGUGGUGAACGUGAAAUUCAGAGGACGAUGUUGGAGCUGCUAAACCAAUUAGACGGGUUUGAUUCACGAGCAGAUGUUAAAGUUAUUCUUGCAACAAACAGAAUUGAAUGUCUUGAUCCAGCUUUACUUCGUCCUGGUCGGAUAGAUAGAAAGGUUGAGUUUCCACUUCCAGAUAUCAAAACAAGGAGGCAUAUUUUCCAGAUACAUACAUCAAAAAUGACGUUGGCAGAUGAUGUCAACCUGGAAGAAUUUGUCACGACUAGAGAAGAGUUGUCUGGAGCUGAUAUAAAGGCAAUAUGUACAGAAGCUGGUUUGCUUGCCUUGAGAGAGCGCCGCAUGAAGGUGAUGCAUGAGGACUUCAAGAAGGCGAAGGAAAAGGUGAUGUUCAAGAAGAAAGAAGGGGUUCCUGAAGGGCUUUACAUGUGA
Molecule: messenger RNA, 1341 nt
Organism: Carica papaya (papaya)
Lineage: Eukaryota; Viridiplantae; Streptophyta; Magnoliopsida; Brassicales; Caricaceae
Gene: RPT2B
Product: AAA-type ATPase family protein
Molecular function (GO): ATP binding; ATP hydrolysis activity
Source: RefSeq, a predicted model, not a curated record